AUGCCUUUGACCGACUAUCCCGAGUGGUUCCUGGGCAAGCUUCUUUCUGGGCGUAGAGGAAACGACCACGAUCUGUUCUGCAAAGCACCGGCAUUCAAAGAAUUCUCCGAGCCGAACAUCACUGUCGAAGCGCCAGAGAUUGGUCCUUCAGAAUCCAAGCUUGGGAAGGAACACGGAGCGUGGGGCUCAGGUCGCAUUCCAGAGAUCAAGUGGACUUUGUCACCGAGCAUGGAUGCCGCGACAGUCAAGGAGUAUCUUCUCGUCUUCGAAGAUCCAGAUGCUCCACUAGGUCACUCCAAUCCUCACGGUAUCUACGCCGAAGUGCCAGCAACCCGAUCGAAGAUCGAGCAUGCGGAUCUCGAGCUUGUCCGCAAAGAAGGCGAGAAGAACAUCAUCAAAGGCGGCUUCACCGUUGGCAAGAACAGAAGGAACAUCGUGUACAUUCCUGCAAGGCCGCCUCUCGGACAUGGUAGCCAUCGCUACUUUUUCCAAGUCGUCGCUCUCAAGGAGCCUUUGAAUCUGAAGAAGGAUCGCGAGCCGCCGGCGAUUCCAGAGCUCAAGACGCUUGUUGAAGGCAAAGUCGCUGGUUGGGGUCAGUGGAUUGGGACUUUCGAGAGUACCUGGGAUCGGCAUAAGUGA
Messenger RNA from Zasmidium cellare ATCC 36951, 639 nucleotides. RefSeq lists its product as uncharacterized. NCBI's taxonomy places the organism in Eukaryota, Fungi, Ascomycota, Dothideomycetes, Mycosphaerellales, Mycosphaerellaceae. Bases 1 to 639 code for a protein of 212 amino acids. The record is from RefSeq and is a predicted model, not a curated record. The transcript has a single exon.